UGCGCCAUAGAAUUCUUGUCUCCGUAACGGUGGUUCCGCUGUGUGCGCGCGGUCACACGCAAUUCUAUGUGUAAAUAUUGUUCAGUCUGUUUAUAGACUCGUUUCGGGCUUUGUGGAGUAUGAGACCUUCUUUUUUCCAAGGCAGUGACGUGUUUCAUUUAGAGUGAUAAGAACAAUAGACCACGUGGUACGACUUCGUUAUUCAGAUCACCGUAGACGACUAUGACGAGCUCGUCAGUACACUGCCACUUGGUGUCGCUUCAAGAACCCUGAUCAGUGGAAAGUAAAUAGUGCUUUUAGUGCGUGUGUUCAUAAUUAUAAAGAGGGUGUUAAAAGUAAAUUAGGUCGGAACUGUGGCAAUGUUGAGUACUUUCAGCAGUGUCGUCAGUAAUGUUCAUUACAAGCAAAGGAAGCCUGUAACUGAUAACUUCGUAUCGAAACUGUAUUAUCGUGCCAGCUUCGGUAUUCUCUUGGUAUCCACCGUCCUAGUCUGCAGCCGUCAAUACAUCGGUGAACAUAUCCGCUGUAUAGCCGAUGUCGGAUUGCCAAUCAAUGUAAUAAACACCUAUUGCUUCUUCAUGACAACCUUCACAGUUGUGAAACACGCUAAUGAAUCAGCGUUUCACAACGGAGUGGUUCCGCAUCUCGGUGUUGGCCCAUACGUUCAGAAUGCCGAUGCGCUCAAACGCCAUGCAUAUUAUCAGUGGGUUCCUUUCAUGCUCUUCUUGCAAGCAUUGAUGUUUUAUGCUCCACAUUAUUGUUGGAGGAAUUGGGAAGGAGGGAGAAUGGAGGCGCUGGUGAUGGGAUUGGAACACGCGUACCUAAGUCUGACUGCAAAGGAUGUGAAGCUAGAAUUUGGGGUUACAAUACCUUCGAGGAAGAAUGCAAGGCGGAAGGUAAUACUGAUCAGGAAUACUUUCGUCCAGAGGAAGCACAUCAACGAGUCUUGGACACGGGACUUUGUCUUCUCUGAGAUUAUAAGCGCUGUCAUCCUCGGGGUCCAGAUCUAUAUUACUGAUGUAUUCCUUGGAGGGGCUUUCUUGACUCUGGGACUGGACGUUCUUAAACUCGAUGACUCCAGCGCAACGAGUCCUCUGGAUUUGGUCUUUCCGAAGGUCACGAAAUGUACCUUCAGGAAGUAUGGACCCUCAGGAUCAUUACAAGUGCACGAUGCUCUGUGUGUGAUGGCACUAAAUAUUGUGAACGAAAAGAUAUACGUGUUCCUGUGGUUCUGGAUCGCAUUUCUGUGUGUGGCAACGUUGGCGGCGCUGCUCUGGAGGCUUCUGACUGUGAUCCUUCAUGCUCGAUGUUUACUAUUCAAUAGGAUCGUGUUUGGCUUUGCAAAUCCACAGGUCCUUGACCUCUGGGGUCUCGUCAUGCUCACCAAAGAAUGCCACUUCUCCGACUGGUUGUUUCUGUACUACUUGGCGAGGAACCUGGACGGGUUUGUGUUCCGGGAGCUGUUCCUCAGUGCUGCUGUGGAGAUGAGUGACGCCCCGCCAGAGAGUUAUCGUUACGCUAGCGAUGACGACGACGACGAAGACGAAGAGGAAGGAGGACAACAGAACGCUACGUAGCAGCAUCGUCCAGUGUUGCCAUGGAAAUGGAUUGAGGAGGAAAAUAUGCGGCUGGUGUCAGUUCAGACAGUUGAAGGAUGUGCGCGAAUUAUGGAAGUAUAUGACGAUUAUUGUCUUUUGAGUUGUGCCGCCGCGUAGUCUGGUAGAUAUUUACCGACGUUUCAGAAAAACCUGCUGCCUCCAUCUUCAGGGUAGACAAGCCAAGUGUGGGGGAACGUGGUACUGGUAUAGAAUGAAGGACUGUAUCACGUGUCCGACGCUGGGCUUACUCUUCUAUCCUGAAGAUGGAGGCAGAAUUUUCUUUCAAAUCUUCGGUGAAUACCACCAGACUACACGGCGUCACAUUCCAGAAAACAGUAAUCUUCACUCUUGCAGCAUCUUUAUAGUAUUAAACGUACGAUCUCUCCUUAUCGAGAAACUCUAAUCCCUUGUCCGUAAAGAACAAAUUUGUAACGUCUGAUCUGUUUUAGAAUUCAACGGCGUGCAGUUUGGUAGGAAGGUACCGACGUUUUUGCAGAACGUGGUAUUUUCAUCUUCAGGAUAGAACGCUUUUCUGCAGUAAAUCCACCUAGCCACAGUAUGACCCUGGGGUCGACUCAGCUUCUAACAGAAAUUAGUAUCAGGAAUCUUCCUGUGGAUAAA
Cryptotermes secundus is the source of this 2219-nucleotide messenger RNA. RefSeq names its product innexin inx7 (gene Inx7). The coding region runs from base 360 to 1577 and encodes 405 amino acids. The record is from RefSeq and is a predicted model, not a curated record. Gene Ontology annotation, molecular function: gap junction channel activity. Gene Ontology annotation, cellular component: gap junction; plasma membrane. The transcript has a single exon. Gene Ontology annotation, biological process: phototransduction. Lineage: Eukaryota; Metazoa; Arthropoda; Insecta; Blattodea; Kalotermitidae.